AUGCUAAGGAUUGAAUCAGAGCACAGCGGUUUGAAGGAGUUCUUCCGCCAGAAUGGAGUCUGUCUGACUGCUGGCAUCAUUGUGGCAGACGUGGUUGGUGCAGGGAUUUUGGCCAUGCCUCUCGCUGUGGCGAACUUUGGCCUAGUCCCAGGAAGCAUUGCGCUUGUCGUGUUUUUGGCAGCCAACGUGCACAUUUCUAUCGUGAUGUGGAGAGUUCGGAUGUUCUGCCCUACUUGCGAAAACGCCAACACCUACACCGCCUUGGUGAGGGGUGCUUUUGCGAGUGCACCGGUCUGGCAACGUCACCUGAUGGUGGUAGUGACCGGCUUCUGCCAGAAAUCCUUUAUCCUGGGUAUGCUGGUUCUCUAUUUGAUGAGUGCGGGAAAAGGCUUCGGAAUGAUGUUCUAUGAGACACAGAUUUGCCUGCCGGUCUGGGUCUUCUAUGCGGCUUUGUUGCUGUUCCCAUUUGCAGUUACAGCUCGCCGCAUGGGCACCUGGCAAUCGCUAGUUUGGAUCAACGUGGCCACAAUAAUUGGAACUGUUUUGAUUCCUUUGGCCUACUAUGCUUUGUAUGGCACGGAGAAGUUCAGAUUAUCCGGAAGCAAGGUCGAAAUGGUUAGCAAUUUGUCGUCCCGCGAAAUGCUGAGCAGCGCUUCCAUCUACACUUUUGGAAUGACAUCGCAGUUUCUGCUGGUUGAAAUCAUUGCAGAGAUGAAGGAACCCUUGAAAAUGCCAAUCGCAUACGCCGCAGUCUCCGCUCCUUUGCAGCUGGUUAUGUUUGCAGUGGCUGGCAUUGGGGGCUACCUGUGCAUGGGCAACAAGGUAGAUGGGAUGAUGAAUGAAAAUCUUCCCUUCGGCGGUGCCUUUCAACUUGCAGCGGGAUGUAUGCUCACCCACAUGCUGAUCUCUUACCUGAUCAAAGGAGUGGUCCUUUGCAAGUCGGUGCACAGACUCGCAGAUGCUAAAUACGCUGAUGCAAGUGACAAUCGAUUGAGGUCAUGGAUUGUUUGGAUAUGCAUCGUCUCCUUGAUGCUUCUUCUUGCGUGGUUCUUGGCGAACAUUGUGCCCUUUUUCGGAGCAGCAGUAGACCUUCUGGGUGCAAGCGUUACGCCGAUAUCAUGUUGGCUGGUUCCGCUUAUUCUCUACAUGCGGAUGUGUUGUGACUAUCCGGACUGGGACUGCGAAGACCCUAAAAGUAGCAGCAGGUGUUCUAGAUUCCUGAAAAGCCUGGAGUGGGUUGCAAUAGGACAAGCGUCGGACAAGCUGUUGCCGGACUCGUUGCCCAAAGGAAUCUUUGCUUGUGAUGUCAGGACUUUGGAAGACAUGCAGCUGCUCCGCAAGCCAUGCGGGGCCUGGCUCCUGCCUUUGGCUCCAGCUUCCUUAAGCAGCUUGUGGGCCACAGAAUACCAGCGUUUGGCCUCCCAAGCGAGCAACGGAGAAGGUGGCCUGCUGCCGAUUGGCAGCAAUGGUUUCUACAAGGCAUGCCUGAUGGCGCUGCUUUGCGUGGUGGGCGCAGCCUUGGCAGCAGGACUUACCAUGGGAUUGGUGUCAAUCGAUCCUAUGGAGAUGGAAAUCAUCGUGAAGACAGAGGACAAGGACAUGGUGGAGGCCUCAGCGAAGCAAAAACUAAAGAAGGACCAAGCUGCAGCAGAGAGGAUUCUACCGCUGAUCCAUGACCAUCAUUUGUUACUUGUCACGCUGCUACUCAUGAACUCCAUUGCGAACGAAGCUCUGCCACUUUUUCUCGACCAGAUCGUGCCGUCGUGGCUGGCUGUUGUGCUUUCCGUCUCACUGGUCUUGAUGUUUGGUGAAAUUAUUCCUUCUGCGGUCUUUACGGGCAGUGAGCAGCUGACAAUGGCGGCCCGCUUUUCAGGGCUUGUUGGUGCCUUCAUGUUCGUUCUGACGCCAGUGUCCUGGCCUAUCGCCAAGCUGCUGGAUCGUGUGCUUGGUGCCGAUCACAAGGGCCGGUAUAAUUUCGCAGAACUGAGGGCCAUCGUGUCAAUGCACGCUGGGCUGCGAUUAGGUGGAGAAGAGGAUGACCAGGCGUCCAUUGCAGCUUUCUCAUACUUUCUCCUCAAACAUCUCAAACUCACAGAUGUUACAGUCUUGUGCGCUGCUUGUCCUCCAGCUCUGAUGCCAGGUGGUUUUCAAAUCCCAUGA
Messenger RNA from Cladocopium goreaui, 2160 nucleotides. The record is from the annotation of a GenBank genome assembly. Lineage: Eukaryota; Dinophyceae; Suessiales; Symbiodiniaceae.